Molecule: messenger RNA, 762 nt
Organism: Halteromyces radiatus
Lineage: Eukaryota; Fungi; Mucoromycota; Mucoromycetes; Mucorales; Cunninghamellaceae
Exons: 3
Coding region: 27-602 (191 amino acids)
Cellular component (GO): mitochondrial large ribosomal subunit; mitochondrion
Source: RefSeq, a predicted model, not a curated record
UUCACAGCACACACACACUUUUUGACAUGUAUUCCCGAUCCUUCAUUGGUUUCCGUCUUCUUUCUCAACAAACAUAUCGACCAUUUCAUACGAGUUCAUUAACACUUUCUGAAAAUAAUGGUAUGUUUGGAAGGUUUAAUCCUUGGGCUAAAAAGACUACCAAGACUUCCGACUCUACUACUACUACAACUGCUACAACUGCUACUACAGAAUCUAUUGGUAAUGUCACCUUUGAUGUUGAUUACCAAGAUGAACAUGAAUUUUCUUCUUGGAAAAAUACUCAAGUAAUGGAAGAUAUUAAUGACAUUCAUUCAUCUAUUCAUACUAUUGUGUCAGAACAUAUUAAAGGAUUGAAUGAAACCAAUUGGCAAGAUGCUUCCUUAAAUGAUACAGAUAUCAAAUUCAAGGUUGUCAAGGAAUCUAUCAAGCAAAUCGGAAAAGAAAUACCUAAUUUGGACCUGAACAAUAUCACCACUGUCAAGGAUCUUUUGGCUUUUUAUGAACGCAAACCUGAUCUUUCUGAAACAUCCGUUGAAAAGUUCUUUAUUGAAAAUCAAUCUUCUUUACCCCCCAACAUGACUUUUGUGGACAAUAAGAAAUGAUCUUUUUUUUUUUUUAUUAUUUCCCUCAUACAUCCAUCACUCACAUAUAUAUUUUUUCUUCUUCUUUUGUUGUUGUCAUUUUCAAUUCAUGUUUUGUAUUUAUACUAUUAUCACUGAAAAUUUAAUCAAAUAAAAAAAAUCUUUUUUAUUUCAUAAAAUG